Pipistrellus nathusii (Nathusius's pipistrelle) is the source of this 360-nucleotide messenger RNA. The record is from the annotation of a GenBank genome assembly. Lineage: Eukaryota; Metazoa; Chordata; Mammalia; Chiroptera; Vespertilionidae.
AUGGUGAAGAUGACAAGAUCCAAGACCUUCCAGGCCUACUUGCCCUCCUGCCACCGGACCUACAGCUGCAUUCACUGCAGAGCCCACCUGGCCAACCACGAUGAACUCAUUUCCAAGUCGUUCCAAGGAAGCCAAGGACGCGCAUACCUCUUUAACUCAGUAGUUAAUGUGGGCUGCGGGCCUGCGGAGGAGCGAGUGUUGCUAACGGGACUGCACGCAGUCGCAGACAUUUACUGUGAAAACUGCAAAACCACUCUGGGCUGGAAAUACGAACAUGCCUUCGAAAGCAGCCAGAAAUAUAAAGAAGGGAAAUACAUCAUCGAGCUGGCGCACAUGAUCAAGGACAAUGGCUGGGACUGA